Molecule: messenger RNA, 1134 nt
Organism: Symbiodinium sp. CCMP2592
Lineage: Eukaryota; Dinophyceae; Suessiales; Symbiodiniaceae
Source: the annotation of a GenBank genome assembly
AUGCAGCAGUACAACUACGGCAAGAUGAGAGUGGUCCGGGAGCUGACGGACAACUUCUUUGACGGCAGCAUCAGCUAUGGCGGGACCCGAUUCCAGAAUGAGACGGUGCGGCUGACUGACGAGGAGUUGAAGCAGAUCCCCGGCUCCGAGAUUCUCAAAUCCGCUGACAGCCUGCCGCUGCAAGUUCUUGUUCGAGAAGGGGUCAAUAUGGUUGUUCACCCAGACUAUGUGCGGAAGUGGGGCAAUUGUGGUGGCGAGCUGGGUCAGGAGCAACUGGCCUUGUAUCACCCCUCCAAAAAUCGGUACAAGAAGCUGGUGGCUGAGCAUGAGAAGAGCCACCAGCUGCUGCUGAAGGACAUCAUCAGCAACAACAGCGGCACUACCCUUACCCCGAACAGAACGUUGAACCCGCAGACUCACGAGACUGAUGCGGGUGAACCCAACCGAGCGGAGCCACCGCCUGCUGCACUUCCGGAGACCUCCAAGACCUAUGAGUCUGAGGAAGCGAUGAUCAACGGAGAAAGCUCUGCCAUCAACUUUCGGGUUGCUUCCGAGAUCCAAGGCGUGGAGCUCGUGCGGCUCCAGAAUGGCAAGUCUUUCAUCGUGCCGGACAAGGACAAGGUCAUUGCCAAAUGGACAUGUGUGGGAGGGUACGGAACAGGGAGGUACGUUCCCGAAGAUGCGCCCGACCACGGGGUUCCGGUCCUGUGGCCGCAAGGAGACGAGACACCCGUGCAGAUCGACAUGUCCUCCGUCGAUCCGAAUGCCGCUUCCACAUGUGUUGAAACGAUGACGUUGUACAAGUACUUGGUGCUCUUAGAGCGCCAGAAGCGAGUUUCGACUUACACCUUAUCGUACUCCGCGGUGGAGCGCAUCACAGCCGACAACUCGGACACCUUCAAAAUUGAGCCCAAGGACUUGCACAAGUACAAACCGGUACCGGACCCGGCGAAGGCAGUCACAUGCAAAGGGUUUUUUGGGGAUUGCGAGCAGACGGUGGCGGACUCGAGCAUUGUGAGGACAGUGUUCCGCUUCCGGUUCGAACGCGUUCACGGAUGCAGUAAAGUGCAAAAACCAUACGUGGUGACCACCCGUGCGAUUUCAUUGAGGAAGGGCUGCCCCCUGGCCAUCUAG